Striga asiatica is the source of this 441-nucleotide messenger RNA. The record is from the annotation of a GenBank genome assembly. NCBI's taxonomy places the organism in Eukaryota, Viridiplantae, Streptophyta, Magnoliopsida, Lamiales, Orobanchaceae.
AUGAUGUUGCAAGACAUUGUUAUUCAUGAAAAACAACCUGCUGGGCAUGCUCUAGCAAGUGGACUGAAAAGUAAGAGAUUCUCAGCCGCAGCUUUCUACCAGAUCCAGGCACCAUAUUCACCUUAUGACUAUCAGCGAACUCACAAAUCCUCAAAACUCGAGUUACACCUUCUGCAUAUACUUCAUAACCCACCUUUACAGUCUCCGAGCCAAUUAACCGACCGUAAGAAGUACGAUUCUGAUCUUCAGCCUUCUUAUUCAGGGUGGUGGCCUGUGGAAGUGAAGGACAAUGGUAGACCCUUCUUCCACCACAUGAACGGAUGCAAAACCACUUAUAUUGUCUUUGUAUGGCACGCUAACCGAUUGAUUUCCAGGGAAUUCCAAGGAUUUCUGGAAUUUCAAGAAAAAACGUCCCAACGAAGCCACACAUACAGGCCCUGA